AUGGCUUCUACGAGAACACUCUUCCAGCUCCCCUCCAAACCAUCAUGGUUCGAAAACAUCACCAUGAAGCCUAACGGCACCGUCUUGGCAACUCGUUUGGAUCACCCUGAACUCUGGAACGUUGAUCCAACCACGUCUUCAGGAUCUCAGAUCUUACAGAUCACCCUCCCUGAUGAUGUUCCUAACCAGGCACUUACUGGCAUCUGCCCUCUAAAACCAGAUGUCUUCGCCAUAGGUGUAGGGUCCUAUGACUUACUCGGGGGCACGCAGUCAAAGCCUGGAUCGUGGAGUAUUUGGCUCGCUGACCUCACGGGGGAGCAGCCCAAAGUGACAAAGGCAGCCGAUAUACCUGAGAUUGGCAUGAUCAAUGGCAUCGCUACGUGGGACGAGAAUACCAUCCUUGUUACGGAUUGUCUCUAUGGGAAGAUUUAUAAGCUUGAUGUUGCCACUGGAUCAUACAGUCUUGCACUCGAAGACGAGACCAUGACGGUCCCAGCAGAUGCUCCUUUCCAGUUUGGUAUCAACGGCAUCAAGGUCCAUCACUCACCAGAGCAGACUUACGUCUACUACUCAACCACAAUGCGCUAUUCUGUCUACCGUAUGCCCGUCACAGAAGAACUACAGGCUGCUGGCCCCGUUGAGACACUGACAUCAGGAGUUGUGGUGGAUGAUUAUGUUGUAGCCCGCGACGGUACCAUCUUCGCAUGCACCAUGGUCUCCAACACUAUAGCACGAAUCCCCGCGGCUGGUGGAGAAUCUGUGACGGUGGCAGGUGAGGAAAAGAGUAUGGUGGUUGCUGGCGCAACAGCUUGUGUGUUUAAUGAGGAUGAGACUGUCCUUUACGUUUCUACAUCCGGGGCGCAUGUCAUGCCGGUAGAUGGAGUGUCUGAACCAGCAAAGGUUGUUGAAGUUAAGUUGAACUAG
Messenger RNA from Fusarium sp. VM40, 924 nucleotides. The record is from the annotation of a GenBank genome assembly. NCBI's taxonomy places the organism in Eukaryota, Fungi, Ascomycota, Sordariomycetes, Hypocreales, Nectriaceae.